AUGGCCGACAAAAUAAGAACAAGAGGGGCAAAGCCAGCUAUUUCGUAUGCUGCUUUACAUAGUUUAUGUAAUAUUCAUGCGGAAAAGAAGAAACAGCAAACAAGAAAAGCCACAGGGAAGUUUUUUGAGGCAGAAAGGAUCAUUGCAAGACGAAAUGGACAGGCAAAGGUACUUGUAGUUUUGUCUUGUACAUUUAUGAAAAUAUAUUAGUUUGAUUUUUUAUAUUUAAUAUUGAGAAAACUGCCUGUACGAACCAAUUACGACUUUUAAUCUAUUCCACAAACUUGAAUUUGUUUAGAGAGAAUACUUAGUGAAAUGGAUUGGUUAUCCAACAUUUAAAUCCAGCUGGGAACCAGAGGCAAAUUUGAAUGAGACUUUGCUAAGGUGAUAUAAAAUGAUUAAAUGAUACAGUCUUGUCCGCCUAUAUACAAUAUACUUAUUAUUUAUAUUAUUUGCAAAAUCGCAAAGCAGUUUAUACAAGACUGGGGCCUCUUACAUUAUAUUUACUAUUUAAGUAAAGUGCUGUUUUGUGUUCCAGGAGUUACAAUCAUCCAGAACCAGAUGGCAGAAGAAUCGACACAUGUUGUUUGGCCUUCCAGUCUGGAAUUAUUCAGGGAAUCAAGUCAUCUGGGGUUGAUUCUCAUAUUUAUGUGCCAUUUGACCUAGAUGUGUGGCGGUAUUUGACACAGGACAGGGGAACAGCCAUUGGAAGGGGAGCUUUUCUGUUGGAAAAAAAUGAGUUUGACAGAUUUGCUCCCUUCCUACCAACUCAUCGGUUUUAUGUUAUGGACCGUCACGGUGAGGGAACAACUGCAGUUGAUUUCCCAAUCCGAGUAAGACCAUUUCUCAGCAAGUCAGGUGCCAAGAAUUUCAUUGUGGGGGAGGAUGGAAAUCUUACAAAUGCUCCAAUUGUGUACAGUGAGAAACUUAGUAUUUAUUUUGUUAAAAGGGCAUGCAAUGUUAAUAUAUAA
Messenger RNA from Paramuricea clavata, 971 nucleotides. The record is from the annotation of a GenBank genome assembly. NCBI's taxonomy places the organism in Eukaryota, Metazoa, Cnidaria, Anthozoa, Malacalcyonacea, Plexauridae.